This is a messenger RNA of Ogataea angusta, 1572 nucleotides long. RefSeq lists its product as uncharacterized. The transcript has a single exon. The coding region runs from base 1 to 1572 and encodes 523 amino acids. Gene Ontology annotation, biological process: amino acid biosynthetic process. The record is from RefSeq and is a predicted model, not a curated record. NCBI's taxonomy places the organism in Eukaryota, Fungi, Ascomycota, Pichiomycetes, Pichiales, Pichiaceae. Gene Ontology annotation, molecular function: aspartate kinase activity.
AUGUCUUUAGCAGAUUCCGUAUCGUCUCUGAGCUCGCUGCCGUCGGGCUGGAUAGUGCAGAAAUUCGGCGGAACCAGCGUCGGCAAGUUCCCCGAGCAGAUAUGCGAGGACAUCGUGAAGGCGUACAACGAGAGCCACCAGGUGGUGGUGGUCUGCAGUGCCAGAUCCACCCACCUCAAGUCGGAGGGGACCACCACGCGGCUGCUGCUGGCCGCAGAGUACGCGGCGGACGAGAAGAAGGAGGAGUUCCUGGAGGUUUUGCGGCUGGUGGAGGAGGACCACGUGAACAACGCUCGCGAGAAAAUCCAAAGCGCUGAGCUGAGAGAACGGCUCAUCAACGAGACCAAGGAGGAGAUCGAGCACGUGACACGGCUGCUGGACGCGUGUCUGAUCAUCGGCGAGGUGAGCGCCAAGUCGAACGACGUGGUGAUGGCGUGCGGCGAGAAGCUGAGCUGCCGGUUUAUGAGUUAUCUGUUGCAGGACAGAGGGGUCAAGGCGCAGUACGUGGACCUGUCGAUGGUGGCUUCGGACAUGGAGCUCAGCAACGGGCUGGACGCGCACUCGUAUAAGCUGCUGGGCGAGCGGUUCGCCGCAGAGGUGCGCCGGCUGCCCGAGGGCACGGUGCCCGUCAUGACAGGGUUUUUCGGGCUGAUUCCCGGUGGGUUAUUGCGUGCUGUGGGCCGCGGUUAUACCGACCUGUGUGCGGCGCUGACGGCCGUGGGCCUCGCUGCCGAGGAGCUGCAGAUCUGGAAAGAGGUGGACGGCAUCUUCACGGCAGACCCGCGCAAGGUGCAAAAGGCCCGGCUGCUCGCGUCGGUCACGCCCGACGAGGCCGCCGAGCUCACGUACUACGGCUCCGAAGUUAUACAUCCGUUCACUAUGGAGCAGGUUAUCAAGGCGCGGAUCCCGAUCAGAAUCAAGAACGUCAUGAACCCGCAGGGCGACGGCACCAUCAUAUAUCCCGACAACAUCGGCAAGCGCGGCGAGGCGACGCCGCCGCACCCGCCGAUCUCCGUCCAGAACAUCCCUGCGUCGGUCUUCACGAGCAAAAAGACCGCCACGGCCGUCACCGCCAAGUCGGACAUCGCCGUGCUCAACAUCCACUCCAACAAGAAGACGCUGUCGCACGGCUUUCUGGCCGGCGUGUUCAGCGUCCUGGACAAGCACAAGCUGGUAGUCGACCUGAUUUCGACGUCCGAGGUCCACAUAUCGAUGGCGUUGCACUACACGAAGGAGCUGAAACAUAACUUUGGCAAGGCGCUCGAGGAGCUGAGGAAAUUCGGCGACUGCGACGUCACCAAGGACCUGUGCAUCGUGUCGCUCGUGGGGAUCCACAUGAAGCAGCUGAUCGGCAUUGCGGGCGCGAUGUUCAAGAUUCUGGCCGACGAGCGCAUCAACAUCGAGAUGAUCAGCCAGGGAGCCAACGAAAUCAACAUCUCGUGCGUGAUCGACCGCAAGGACGUGAUCAAGGCGCUGAACGCGCUGCACGACCGGCUGCUGCUGCGGGCGUUCACGGGCGGCAGCGCGGUGGACCAGCGGCUCGAGAACCUCAAGCUCGACGAUGUAAUUUAA